Patella vulgata (common limpet) is the source of this 6675-nucleotide messenger RNA. RefSeq names its product G-protein coupled receptor GRL101. The transcript is spliced from 25 exons. Gene Ontology annotation, biological process: G protein-coupled receptor signaling pathway. Bases 169 to 3519 code for a protein of 1116 amino acids. The record is from RefSeq and is a predicted model, not a curated record. Gene Ontology annotation, cellular component: membrane. NCBI's taxonomy places the organism in Eukaryota, Metazoa, Mollusca, Gastropoda, Patellidae. Gene Ontology annotation, molecular function: protein binding; G protein-coupled receptor activity.
AUUCCGGUAUUGGCGUCUCUUAAAGGUGUGUAAAAUACCCAAGAAUUCAAGUCGAGAUAGUUCUACUUGAUAUUUAUAAUUUUUUAAAACGUCGAAAUAAAGAUUCUGAAAAGGUCAUAAAAGGAUAGCAACAUUUUAUUAAAGGGAAGAGAAACUAUUUCAAUAACAAUGUGCAGAGAUUAUAAAUCAUAUUGGAAAUGUGUAUUAUUCGUCCUGUGGAUUCUUGGAAGUUUAUCGGGAACCGGGAAAGCAACAGGUGUAGAGAUGAUUAGCAUGGAAGAUGAAGAAAAACAGAAGAUUUGUUCACUUGAAUCCAGCUUUAAGUGUGACCUUGAGUCGGAGAUCGCCGAAUGUGUUGAUCAAUCUCUUGUCUGUAAUGGCAUCAGUGAAUGUUUGAAUGGGAGAGAUGAGAGCGUUGAAAUAUGCGGGUGUCUACCGAAUGAGUUCCAGUGUAACAAUACGCAUUGUAUAGAUGCUAUCAGAAGAUGUGAUACAUUCUCGGAUUGCGAAGAUGGAAAUGAUGAACAAGACUGUGAAACACACAUCUGCCCUGAAAAUUUCAUCAAAUGUGACAACCAUUUUUGUAUAGCUCGAUACAGUGAGUGUAAUUUUGUGGAUGAUUGUGGUGAUAACUCUGAUGAAAUCCGAUGUAAGCGUAGAGAAUGUUUCACUACAGAGUUUAGAUGUAAUAAUUCCCAGUGUAUACCAAUGUCAUAUUUAUGUGAUCAACAAGUUGACUGUAAAGAUGGUUCCGAUGAAGAACCUAACAACUGUGAACUUCACUUCCGGUGUCCGAAUGGGUUAUAUGUAAACCGGGCCAGGGUGUGUGAUGGUUUUGUUGAUUGUCAUUUUACACAUUUGGACGAGGCUCAAUGUGGUGAUUGUCCCACUAAACAGUUUAAAUGUAACAAUAACCAAUGUAUCGACGAGGCUAACAUCUGUGAUGGUAAAUGUGAUUGUAAAAACUGCGAAGAUGAAAACAACUGCACUCUAGCCAGUGAAGAAUGUGAAAUCAAUGACAGAUAUAUGUGUAAGAAACAACACAGAUGUAUCAAAAAGGAAUAUCUGUGUGACGGCCAUAACGAUUGUAAAAAUACCAACACUGGAGCGGAUGAAUAUUUCUGUAGUGACAUUAAAGAUGGUUGUACUAACUUUAAAGAUGCUGGUAAGCAUUUUGUUUGUCCUGAAGGAAGAUGUUUGCCUGAUAGUGUCAGAUGUGAUUAUUACGCAGAUUGUCUGGGUGGCGAAGAUGAGGAGAACUGCAAUUUUGCUAGUUGUGAGGUAGAUGAAUAUCAGUGUAUGAACCAUCAGUGUAUAAAACAACAUAAGAGAUGUGAUGGUAACAUGGAUUGUUUUGAUAGAAGUGACGAGGCUCAUUGUGGAAACUAUGGUUGUUUAGCUAAGUUUAAGAAAUGUGCCAGUGGUCAAUGUAUUAAAGACAAUUAUUGGUGUGAUUACUGGAAUGAUUGUCCUGAUAAUUCAGACGAGUUGAAUUGCUCCCAAGCAGAAUGUAAACCAGGAGAAUAUAGGUGUACUAACGGUCAGUGUAUACCACAAGAGAAUUAUUGUUAUAACGGAAAGGCUGGUGGCAGACAUGUUUGUUCUGAUUAUUCUCAUUUACUCAACUGCUCAAAUCACCAAUGUCUACCUGGCCAGUUUAAAUGUCGUAAUUCAUAUUGCAUUGAUGAUAAUCAGGAAUGUGAUGGAAUGCUGGAUUGUAAGAUGACGUAUUGGGAUGAACAUAACUGUCCUUACAGUUGUCCGUAUAAAUCUGAUCUUUGCACGUGCGUUGACGAAGAAAUGGAUUGUGAGAAUAGGAACUUCACAGAGUUACCGUCCUUUAUAGACAACACAUUAACCAAGUUUCGUCUAUCUGGUAAUAACAUGAACGCUUCUAUAUCUCAAGAUACCUUUAAAGAUUUUCCAAGACUCACUUACUUGGACCUGAGUAACAACAAUCUGCAUUUUUUACCAAAAAGAUGUUUCGAGUCCCUGUGGAGAUUAGCCACAUUAGAUUUACGGAAUAACCAUUUAACUGAAAUCAGAAACGAAACAUUUAUUGGAUUAUCCAAUCUAAGACAACUAUAUCUAACAGGCAAUAAGAUACAGUAUAUACAUCCUGAUUCAUUUGUUGGUUUAUCACAUCUUAAAUUUCUUGAUUUGAGCAAUGAAAAUCUUCAUAUUCUACCCCAGAAUGCAUUCGUUGGUUUACGGAAUGUUUUCAAUCUUAAUUUAUCUAGAAAUCAUAUCCAGUUUAUAAACGAUGGUGCUUUUAAUGGGCUCAAGAAUCUAUAUUUACUUGAUAUCUCCCAUAAUGAUGUGGAUAUGAUACAAGAAAAUGUCUUCCAUGGUAUACCCAAACUUAAAACACUAUAUACGGAUGAGUUUAGAUUUUGUUGUUUGGUAGCUACGGUGGUGGAUCAGUGUUAUCCCGAACCCGAUGAAUUCUCAUCCUGUCAGAAUCUUAUGUCUAAUUAUAUACUAAGAAUUACCAUCUGGAUUCUCGGUAUGGUGGCAGGGUUCGGCAAUCUACUGGUCAUUGGCUGGAGAGCACGAGAUUUACGCGGUGGCAAGGUUCAUUCGUUUCUCAUAACGAAUCUGGCUAUUGGUGAUUUUUUCAUGGGAGUCUAUCUGUUGAUAAUAGCUGUAGUUGAUUCCUACUAUCGUGGUGUUUACAUAUCAUACGAUAAAACAUGGCGGCAGAGUAGUUUAUGUCAUUUUGCUGGUUUCAUCUCCACAUUCUCCAGUGAACUCUCAGUAUUUACCUUGACAGUUAUAACCCUUGAUCGUCUCAUCUGUAUUCUAUUUCCGCUCAAGAUGCGCAGACUCUGUUUAAAGGAGGCCAUGUUUGUUAUGGCAUGUGUGUGGCUCGUGGUCUUCAUCAUGGCCGUAAUUCCGUUAAUUGGUCUGGACUACUUUACCAACUUCUAUGGCCGAUCUGGAGUUUGUCUCGCGUUCCACAUCACCCCGUCCAGUCCGCCUGGUUGGGAGUAUUCUGUGGCUGUCUUCCUAGUGCUCAAUUUCGUUUCGUUUCUUGUGAUUUUUCUGUCAUAUUUUUGGAUGUUUAUUGUUGCUAAGAGGACGCGCAGUGCUGUUCGCGCCACGGAGACAAAGACUGAUGCUGCUAUGGCUAGAAGAAUGACUCUGAUUGUAAUGACCGACUUCUUCUGCUGGGUACCUAUUAUUCUAUUAGGUUAUGCUUCACUUGGUGGUGCCAGUAUUCCUAAACAGGUCUACGCCUGGGUAGCUGUGUUUGUUCUACCAUUAAAUUCCGCUAUUAACCCCGUCCUCUAUACUAUCUCUACCGCUCCUUUUUUGGGUAAUGUCAAGAGGCGUGCUUAUAGAUUCAGGAAAUCAUUCAUGAAUUCAUUCACCAUGGAAACCAAAAAUACUUUUAUUGAUGAAAGAACUACUACAUCUUGGGACAGAAAAUCGCCAUAUAGACAUAUGGAUCUUAUUAGAAUGCGCGGAUUGGACAGAUCGCCGGUUCACUCUCAAUCCGACCAAUCAGAUUAUUAGAAUGUCAGACUUAAUUCGUAAAGUUCAUGAACGAAUGGGAAUUAGAAAGACCUCCAGUUCUCUUAAAAUUGACCAAACAGAUGAAUGGUUUCAGAGUGUGUGGGCUGGUACUUACUGUUCACUCCCAUUACCAACCUUACCAAUCAGAAUAUCAAAUUAUUUAACUGUUUUAUGGAUCUAAUAAGAGUGCGUGGAUUGUACAGAUCUUUAGUUCACUCGAAAUCUGACCAGUCAGAUUAUUAUGUUUUUAAAGGGUAUUAUGGAUCUGGUUAAACGACGUGUGGAUUGGAUAGAUCUUGUUAUUAUACUCCAAAACUGGGCUAACUCUGGUUGACCAAUCGACUGACUAACCGGUGUCUAAUCGAAGUCAUGGAACUGGUUCGAAUUCGUGGAACUAAUUAGAAUUGUUGAAACUAAUUAGAAUUGUUGAAACUAAUUAGACUUUGUGAAACUAAUUAGACUUCGUGAAACUAAUUAGACUUCGUGAAACUAUCUAGAAUUCGUGAAACAAAUUAGAAUUCGUAAAACUAAUUAGAAUUCGUAAAACUAAUUAGAAUUCGUAAAACUAAUUAGAAUUCAUGGAUUGGAUAGAUCACCAAUCCAUUAAAAAGCCUAACUGAAUUAGUAUCUGAAACUGCCUCGUCUAAGUAAUUUUGCUAAGUUAUACUUUGUAAAGCCCUACCGAGUCAAGCUUCUAGUUGGUUUGUUUAAAUAUACUAGCUUUGAUGGCCAUGUAAAUAAUCCGAAAAAAUAUAGAUGUAUUAUUAUUAGAUGUGUAAUUGGAGCUUUAACGUAUUAACACAUUAAAUGAUAUUUAAUGCGUCAACGGUUUAAAAUAAAUUAUUAUGUACACUUUGAAUAUAAUGUUUAUUAUAUAUUGUAUAUAAUGUAUUUAAUACCAUAAUUAAAAAAAAUAUGUAAUAAUCGUGUGGGUGUAAUACGUGUAAAUUGAUUAUAUUUUUCAACUGUCAUUGAUAUUUCAAAUAUGACAUAUAUUUAUAUUUGAGACUUUUAUCAGAAUCCACCGUUUUGUACAUUCAAAGAAUUGAUAUAUGUUCUGCUGAAAGUGUAUUAUUCAACUAUUUGUGCUUUUAUUAAGGGAUAUUUAUAAAUAGUCAACAACCAUUUAUUGUGUUUUAAUAACUAUGUGGGUUUUUUUAUUGUUAAACAACAACUAUUGUGUUUUAUUAAACAACAAAUCUAAGUAUUCAACAACUAGUGUGGUUUAUAAACUAUAAAUAUUCCGCAAAUGGUAUAUACUUUUAAAUAAGAACUAUAAGUAACGAACAACCACAUGUUUUAUUAAAUAACAACUAUACAUAUUCAACAGAGAGAUGAUUAUAUUAUUUAUUCAUCAAUAGCUGAAAGUAUAUUACUGAGCAACUUUAAUAAAUAUUUAACAACAGCUGUGAAUCAACAACAAUACCCCCGAUAACAAAAUUAACUCAACAACUCUAAAUGGAUUAUACGACAAUUUAAUGAAGUGUGUUAUUUAAUAACCACUGACAGUGUAUUACUUAACAGCUGUGUACGAAUUAUCCGACGACAACAUCAAUAAUAAGUCUAUCAUUAAAUAUGAGGGGAAUAUGUCCAUUUAUCCGAAUGUCGAAAUCAUAUGUAUAUAUUGUUCAAAUGAGUUAAUAGCUCAAUUGUUUUAGCCCUCCCUUUAAAUGUUUUAAGAGAUAGAAAACAUUUGACUUCACAUAUUAAAAUGUUUUCAGUUUAACUAACAACAGUUUCAUGAAAACUAUAUGCCCUUUAUCUGUAAAUAUAUCGACCGAAAAAUUAUCGCUCAGAAACGGGAGCUCGUUAUUAUUAUAGCUUUUGUUAUUUUGUCUAUAUUGGCUUGGUUAUAUUUUUACAAUUCAACAGAUCGAGUAAUUACCAAAGGAGCACCGUAAGUGCACAAUUUCACUCUUAUGUAAUUUUGUCGUGCAUGAUUCUACUCCUAUAUGAUUAUUUCGUUUAAUCGAAAUAUUAAUUCGUUUAAACGAAAUACUAUUUCGGAUUGAGGCGAUAACCCUUGAACUGCAACACAAACUAGGUCAUUUCGGGACUAACACGUGGUUCAAUUUUAUUUCAAUAAUUCGCUUGCGCGUAGGGGUAUUUAGCAAUAGGAGGAAACACGUGGACCCGGAGAAAACCUACGAGGUUGGACAGGCGACCCUACUCCUUGUCACGUAAAAGUGGUCAAUGAAACUUGACUCAGUGACAGACCUCAUGGUUUCACGCACACCACUAGACCACCCAACCCCCUUUCGCUGGAACUGCAGGCCACGGAACAAUGAAAAUCGAUAGGGUGCACAAGAUUUUUGUAAUGGGGAUCAUGUAUAUUUCGUUAUAAAGAACUAAUUUUCGUAGAAACGAUUUAAUAUUUGUUUAAACAAAUUAAUAUUUUGUUAUAACGAAUUGGUAUUUCAUUUAAACGAAUUGUUGCCACGGAACAAUGAAAAUCGAUAGGGUGCACAAGAUUUUUGUAAUGGGGAUCAUGUAUAUUUCGUUAUAAAGAAUUAAUUUUCGUAGAAACGAUUUAAUAUUUGUUUAAACAAAUUAAUAUUUUGUUAUAACGAAUUGGUAUUUCAUUUAAACGAAUUAAUAUUUCGCUUAAACGAAAUAAUUAUAUUUAAGAGUGGAAUCGUGCACUUAAGGGGCUCCGUAAUUGCUUGAUAUUUUCCUAUAUUCUCUGUUUUGUCGACCAUAAAAUUACGGUACUUUUGUUGUUGUGUGUAUGAUUUUUUUCUUUCCAGAUGAUGAAGCUAUUUCAUUAAAAUACGUAUGCUGAUUCUUACAUUCAACUCUUACUGGUGAAAGUUGCUUCCAUUGAAAAGGCAUGAUGUUGUAAAGUAGCGAAAUCCUUAGUCUAUAAUAUAGUCUGUAUGUUCCAGGCUACCCGUCACGGUAGUGAUGAAAAUUGGAUCAUAAUUAUGUCCAUUACAUUCUGUAUAGUAAAAGUAAUAUAAGAUAAGGUCUGGAUAAUAAUAAUAAUGAUUAUAAAAGCUUCGACCAAUAAUUGAUACCUUUCGGUGUAUCCUCUAUAUCUGGAGUUGAGUUAAUUGCGAUAAUUAAUUAGAUAUAAAUUUAGAGAAAUACAUAGUUUGUUGAUAUGUUUGUCAUGUUAUUGUUGUUGUUUAUUAGAUAAAGUUUUUUAUACAAACA